ACUGAGCUGAGAUGGAAACUGGAGAGCAGGUUGGAGUGGAGGCUGUCCCCUACUGCUGUUCUGCCUGCGAUGGUGGGGAGACCCCCGCCUGUGGCCUGGCCUGCCGCACCAGAAAGACCCGCAGCCUGAGCACCUCGUCUGCCACUGCUUGCGACUACAGAGAUUUUGGCAGUAUCUCCAAGCGGCCUCGCAACCGCAGACCGCAUGUAACCACACCAGCCCAGGACCUCUACAUCUGGCUUCUUCACCUGUGGGAUCGUCUGAGACCAGCCACCCAGACAGCUGAUGAAAUUGAGUAGUAUUUAUGUCUGUAAUAAAGCCCUUUUGUGGUGAAAAACACUUUCUUAUUGGUUGUGGGUGGGCCUAUGCCCAUCCAUAGCUGCCCCCUCCUGCCCGGUCAUAUGAAAUCCAUAGAUUAGGGCAUAAUUAAUCUAUUUCAAUUGACUGAUUUCAUUAUAUGAACUGUAACUCAGUAAAAUCAUUGAAGUUGUUGCAUUUAUAUUUUUGUUCGGUAUAGUUUUUCUCAAUUGGUUUAGAUUUUAGAUUUAAUAGAUUGGUGUUUUCAUAAAUAUCAGAUUUAACUUGAUUAAUUUCCUUCCAAACUAAUUUGUAUUACCAGCCCUAGAUAUGAAACAUACCUGUAUCUGAAACAUGCUAAAAGUUUAACGUCUUCCGAAAAUUGUCCCCAUCUACCAACACAAAAUGACAUUAGAAUUCUUAAAAGAUAAUUCUUAGUGGCAAUUCUUUUUGCAACUUCACAUUAUAUGACUUCCGUGAGAGGAUGGUGAAAAUGUAGGCCCAGCCCAUGUAGGAUGGGUGCUUUACAUUUGCUUAACAAACUUGUUUUGAAAAAGGACCCAAGGCUGAGUAUGCAUUCUUCUCAUGGUUAAAGAGAUUUAGUAAAUUAUUUUGAAAGGAUAUCCUGAGGUGUCUCGACACAUCUACCAGUAUUAUUUUCAGACUUUUGUGAGAGUGUUUUGAACCUGUAAACAACAUGCUUUUUCUCUCUGUCAUUCAAAUGUUUCAGGAAAAAUCAGUCUCUACAUGGAACAAGUCCUGUGACCACUUUUGGACCCAAAGCAUGUAUGCUACAGAAUCCACACGCAGUCAUGCACAUUCAGGACCCAGCCAGCCAGAGACUGACGUGGAACAAGCCUCCCAAAAGUGUCCUUGUCAUCAAGAAGAUCCAGGAUGCCAGUCUACUGCAGCCUUUCAAAGAGCUCUGUGUGUUUCUCACAGAGAAAAACAUGAUUGUUUACGUGGAGAGGAAGGUUCUGGCGGACCCAGUCAUCCAGGCCGAUGAGAGCUUUGCGGCCGUCAUCCAGAAGUUCUGCACCUUCAGAGAAGAUCUCGAUGACAUUUCCAAUCGAGUGGACUUCAUCAUCUGUCUUGGUGGAGAUGGGACCUUACUUUACGCAUCGUCACUCUUCCAGAAGAGUGUUCCACCUGUUAUGUCCUUCCACCUGGGUUCUCUGGGCUUCCUCACGCCUUUCAACUUUGACACGUACCAGUCUCAGGUCACCCAAAUCAUUGAGGGUAACGCCGCCAUCAUCCUGCGCAGUCGCUUGCGAGUGGUGAAGGAGAGCCGAGAGAAGAACGCCCGGGUGGACAAGAAGGGCAUCAUCAUGACCAAAGGAGACAGCGAGGGCAGCCGCAAAGCCAUGCAGUACCAGGUGCUGAAUGAGGUGGUGGUGGACAGAGGCCCGUUCUCCUACCUUUCCAACGUGGACCUCUUCUUAGACGGACACCUCAUCACCACGGUACAGGGAGACGGUGUGAUCGUGUCGACUCCCACGGGCAGCACUGCGUACGCGGUAGCAGCCGGAGCCUCCAUGAUUCACCCCAACGUGCCGGCCAUCAUGAUCACCCCCAUCUGCCCCCACUCACUGUCCUUCAGACCCAUAGUGGUGCCUGCUGGGGUGGAACUCAAGAUCAUGCUGUCACGUGACUCCAGGAAUACAGCCUGGGUGUCAUUCGAUGGGAGGAAGAGACAAGAGAUCUGCCAUGGAGACAAGUGCGUGACCUUUUGGCCCCUCAGUCAUUGCAACCUCCCCCCUAGUCAAAAUACCACCAAACAAAAGCUGAUAAACAUGGAAGAUAGCCUGAUGAACUCAACCCAAAGCUCAUCUAACUCCCGCAAGCAUUACCAUCACUACUUCCUGCUUCCCCGUUCCCUCCAUCUGUUUCCAGGAUCCCGUGAACGACUGGUUCGAGAGCCUGGCACAAUGUUUACACUGGAAUGUGAGAAAGAAGCAGAACUACCUUAGCUCCAAGGAGGACGUGUUCUGACGCCAACAACCUCGCCUCCCCGUGACACCAUUCUCAUAGUACACCAUUUUGGGUGCGUUCCAGAUGCACAGAUUCUGCGCAGUUCUUCAAAAAUCAAAUCCGAUCUUUACAAUACCUGGACAAGUGUUUAACAUACCACGGCAAAAUGAUAUAGCGAUCCUAUAUCUGGAACGCACCCUUUGACUUCAGUUGAAUUCCAUCAGGUCAAUUUGCAAUCAACAUCCUCCGGAGAUUAAUUUGUUUUGGUUCUAGAUCAUCCCUUACUGUUAAGAAUUUCACACCCUUUUAAAAAGAUUGUUGAAAUGGUCUUUUUAUGCCAACAACCAGAUUGUCUCAUAUCUGACUGAAAACAAUCCAGGUUAAAGUUAACCUGUUAGACAAAGCAAUACUGAGCUACGGAUCAACCCCAAGCUUCUCAGCAUAUAACACAGAUAUAAUGACUGUUGUCAGUGGGGACCUUUAUCAAGAACCAAAGUUCUUGGGGAUAUGGAGUUGAAAAUGUAUUUUAUAGUAAUGAUUGACGUUUUGAUACAAUCCCUAAAAUAAAAUGUAUUAUUACUACUUCAGGAAUAGCAGAAUUGCUUCUACUCUGCAAUAAUGAAAUAAAUGUAUAGAUUGUGCCUUAAACUGGACAAUUAUAUUAUCAUAAUCAAUGAAGGUUUACAUAACUUUCAUUUUCUUAAAUCAGAUUUACAUCUUAGUGCAGGUGUAACAACCAUAUCUUCAGUAUUCCUCAUAUUCAAGCUUCUCAAAUGGCUUGUACAAAUGUUAAUCUUACAUUAAUGUUGCGUAUCUUAACUACUCUGUCUACAACAACAACGCUGUGGUGUCUGACCGUGUGUAAUGUCAAAAGAGUAUGGCACAAACAUUAAGAACUGAAGUCCAUUCCAGGUGAGAUGAGACCACAACUCGGUCUUCAUAGCCUUUCACUAUAAAGCCAUAGCUCUACUAUGUUAUUCGUUUCAUAGUCAAGUGGGAUGCAUAAGGUGAUUCCAUUGUAAUUCUAUUGUUUACAAUCAAAGCGAUUGUGAGUCUACAGGGUUUUUACCACCCCAGGUUUUUGAGUUUUGUUUUUGCUUUAGACAUUGGAGGCCAGGUAGGUGGACUUUAGCCCAUUAAUGAUAUUGAAUAAUUAGCUCCGUUGGUGAGGUGAUGAGUAGAUUCUGGUGUAGUGUCUGGAUGGACCUAAACCCUGCUGUGCCACUCCAGGACCAGGGUUGUCAACCCCUGACCUAUGGUGUCUGACUGUUAUUGCAGUAUGCUGAGAGAUUGAAGGCAUUCAGAUUCUACAAGGUAGUGGCCUGCCUUACCAGAUGAGACUGCAACACUCACCCCACUUAUUGACAAGCUCUGAAAUACCGACUUGAUAAAAUGUUAUGGUGUGAGGGUUUUUCUUCUAUCUUACAGACAAAUUAGAGUGUACGAGUUUACUACGUACAUUGUGUGUGUUGGAUGGGCAAGUGAAAUUUCCCCUGAUAGAAAAACUGGUCUAAGCUCUGUGGAUACCAGCGCACCACACUCUGCAAAAGGACCAGGUAACUCUAGUCAAUCAAUCAUUCCUUAUUUUCUCAUUUAUGAUGCUUGAUAUAUUUAUUAACCAGUUUACACUAUCAUUGCUGAAAUAUAAAUCUCUGGUACGUUUUUGUAUAUUGAUAUGUAUAUGAUUAGUACAGUAAGUCAGUUUAACUAUAUCUAUUUUCUCAAAGUAGAAAAACAAAUGUCCUCUUUCAGUGGAAUUUGGAGUGGUCUUUUCAAGUUAAUGGUAGUCCCUUCAGUUGUUACGGAGAUAUAGUUUGGAAACAUCUGGAAGAAAUCCAUUUGUCUUUGUAUGCUAUUAUACUUUAUUUUUCAGAGAGAGUAGUGUUUUCUCUCCUGAAGUAAAGGCAGUUGUGAACUUUGCCUUACAAACCAGUUGCACUGAAAUCAUGCUAAUCAUAUAAACUUCCCCCAAUGUGAUAUAUUUUGUGGGACCUUUUGGAUGAAGGACCUUAUUCCUAUUGUUCUUUCUAUGUCAGUUAUUCUCUAAGUGCUUCUCACUUUAUACUUUGUUUUGUAGACUUCUCCAACACUGAUCACUUUGUAAAUGUUGUUUCUGAAAUAAAUUAUAUUUUUCCAGAGCACUUUAAUAAACAAAAAGAGCCAA
Oncorhynchus tshawytscha (Chinook salmon) is the source of this 4432-nucleotide messenger RNA. Its product is annotated as NAD kinase. Gene Ontology annotation, molecular function: NAD+ kinase activity. The transcript has 11 exons. The record is from RefSeq and is a predicted model, not a curated record. Bases 1086 to 2267 code for a protein of 393 amino acids. NCBI's taxonomy places the organism in Eukaryota, Metazoa, Chordata, Actinopteri, Salmoniformes, Salmonidae. Gene Ontology annotation, biological process: NADP+ biosynthetic process; NAD+ metabolic process.